Molecule: messenger RNA, 2372 nt
Organism: Molossus molossus (Pallas's mastiff bat)
Lineage: Eukaryota; Metazoa; Chordata; Mammalia; Chiroptera; Molossidae
Gene: VAMP4
Product: vesicle associated membrane protein 4
Exons: 8
Coding region: 189-614 (141 amino acids)
Biological process (GO): vesicle-mediated transport; Golgi ribbon formation
Cellular component (GO): membrane
Source: RefSeq, a predicted model, not a curated record
UCGAUGAGCGGGGGCGCAGCUGCAGCGGAGCGGCCGACGCCAGGUGGGCGCCCACUGCCUCCGCUGCCCGCCCUCUUCCUGGGCUCCCCGCUCCUCCCCGCAGCUUCCCCGAGACCUCCUCGGAGGCUCAGGUGGUGAGGACUCACUCUGCUGGGAAGUAGAAGGGCACCUUCUAGAGUAAAAACAAAAUGCCUCCCAAGUUCAAGCGCCACCUGAAUGAUGAUGAUGUCACUGGUUCUGUGAAAAGUGAAAGGAGAAAUCUUUUGGAAGAUGAUUCAGAUGAAGAGGAAGACUUUUUUCUAAGGGGACCGACUGGACCGAGAUUCGGACCUAGAAAUGAUAAAAUUAAGCAUGUUCAGAAUCAGGUGGACGAAGUCAUUGAUGUCAUGCAAGAAAACAUCACAAAGGUGAUUGAAAGAGGGGAGAGACUAGAUGAGCUGCAGGACAAAUCAGAAAGCUUAUCGGAUAACGCAACUGCUUUUAGCAACAGAUCCAAACAGCUUCGCCGGCAGAUGUGGUGGCGCGGGUGCAAAAUAAAAGCCAUCAUGGCUUUGGUUGCUGUUAUCCUUCUGUUGGUGAUCAUCAUUCUCACAGUGGUGAAGUACCGCACUUGACUCGAUGAUGGAGAGCUUCGGUAGACAGAAUCGGGACAAUAAUAGUAAUAAUACAGGAUUGCUGCAUAAUUUAAAUGAAACCCAUGUAUAUAACUUUCAAAACUUCUUUUUCAAGAAACUAAGAGGCAAGUACCACUUCCACCUGGAGCAUCGAGAAUGUCCAUUGUCUUCUUCCCCUCUAGCAAAACGUGCUUUUAGUAAUUAUGUUCAAGGCCAAGAGCCCGCCUCUGUCCUGCCAUGUUCCAGGGACCUCACUUGAAGCCACGCGCAGCUCCAUUUGUGUCUAGUGAAACAGACAGCGCCAGUCCCUGCCGCUUUAACGGCAGAAGGCUCGCAUUCCUGCACCGGGGCGGGGUCAGCAGCCUCUGUGGCCUUUCCCCCUGACUCCCAGAUGCUCCUCACAUUACCGCUCUCCACGUGUUUGUGGGUGUAACAGAAGCUAAGUGUUGUGACCGCUGCUGCCUCCAGCUGUAACUAAAAACAUUCCAGUAAAUCUAUUUUUUGACUAUCAAGGAAUGUGUAGUAAUUUCUUGACAUCUGAAUUAUGGAGAUGGGAAUUUUAAACAGUGUGAAAGCAUAGUAGUGUGGCACCAUAACACUGGAGAUAAUAAGAUUAUUGGAGAACGUCAUUGUAGUUUUGCAAGUGUCCACCAUCUGCCACAAGCCAUGGUCCAGUCUCCCUGGGUCGGCCUCCAUAAGGGGGACCAGUCCUAACAGGAGUGAGGAAAAUCCGCAGGAACUCACCCCUGGCUUGAUUCUCCCUGAUGGCCCCCCUCUUGAACUUCCACCAACCCUUAUUUAUCCAGACAUGCUAAAGGGAGCAGAGUUGUAUGCUUAGAAUUUGCUGUUUUUGCACCUGAUCAUCCUCUGGGAGAUGCAUUUUGAACAGUCAGGUGUCCAAUUAGCCAACAGUAAUGAAUAUAAAGUCAGGAGCCUGGGCAAUCAAAUGCGGGUCGCCACCAAUCUGUUUUCAGAACAAGAAAACACUUUAACGUUAUUAAAACAUACCAACUUCCUUGUGUUUAAACAGGUCAGAGCAAAAAUCAAUCCUCGACUAUGUUGAGGAAGCUUUAUAAUGAAGUUGGAGGUUCUGCAGAAGCUUGUGCGCUGGACAUCUUGACAUAAAUAUCGCUCUCCAUCUGAAAUAGGGUUAAUAGAAAAUACUGGUAUUUAUAGUGGGGGAUGAUCCUCUGUAGGUUUUAUUUGUUUUGGUCAUUUUAAUUCAAAAUGUAUGAAACAAUCUUUUCUUUAAAAAGUCUGCAGGAUUAGCACUAAGAAAGCAAAAAUGUUCUGUUGAGAAUGGAAAGAAAUUUGAAGGGAGGAAGCAGAUCGAGAGAGACUCAGACACCUGCAAGUUAUGAAAAUGUAAAUGUAAUUGCUCAGUUUUACAGCUCACUCGGAGCAUUUAAAGAGAGGAAAGUCUUACAUAUGCAGAGUGCGGUUGCUGGUCUCCACUCUUGGUGAAUGUCAGUUAACGUAAGUAAGGUAGUAAAUACUAAAUCUUUUGACAAAAUGGAUACCCAGGAAAUUGAGGGUUUUUAGAAUUUCCGUUAGUGGAUAUAGUUCAGUAGUAGGAAUGUUUAACUGAAUGGGCAGAAUCAGUCCUGACGUGUUGUGUGUCCUUUUUCGGGGAUUGGAACUAGACUCACCGGUGGUUAAUUUUCCACUAGUUGGUGUAGAAUUCUGGUUUCUCCGUACCUGUCAGUGAAGAUGGAGAUUAUUUCUCAAAAGAAUCCUUAUUUCCAGUGUUUCUUUUAA